UAUAUAUUCCAGUUUUGUUAGAACUACAAUUAUUGCGUGGCAUUUUUCUGAACAAGAAGGUAAAAUAUCUCUCAUCUUCUCGCUGCUCCAAAAUGCUGCCAAUAGCUGUUGCAUUUGUUUUGCUUCUCUCUCAACAACUGGACCAAACCGAUGCCUGUAACUGUGUGCCUUGGGUGGGACACACCGAUGACAUAUGCAUAGCUUCUGGUUAUGAAAACUGCACUACUGGGUACAAAAAUCACACGGCGUCGUCGCCAACUGAUUUGAUAAAUAAAUGUCGCGACAUUUCUCCCGAUGGCUCUGGCCAACCUCUCACUAUUGUCAGCUUAGAAGAGUAUAAAGCAUUGGAAAGAUACCUUCAAGGAAUUGGUUACGGCUACACAGAGACUUCUCCGCGUUUCAGUUGCUCUCAGAUGUAUUCUACUCUAGCCGUAGUCACUGCCUUGAAUAGUACACACUUGACAUGCACAUUUUCUACUACUCCUCCCGUUGUGUGGAUCUUGGACUUGACGACCCCAAAUGCGACAGAUAUUUUGGAGGAUAAUCCUGUUAUAGACGACGUUCUUGUGCUACACUUCAAAGCAAGCCCAGGCGAUGUGGUUGGAGUGGGUAACACCCAAAAAUUAAAGAUGAAGUUCCGGUCCCACUUUUCUGGCGAACACUUAACCAUCUGUUCUAUGCCUCAAGGGAGUUGUCCAAUGGGUCAGUGUAUAAUCAGAGGGGACCCCCACAUUAAACAAUUCGAUGGGAAUCAGUUCCUUUUCAGUGGGUUCUGCAGAUAUAUACUGUCAGAAACCAUGCCAGGAGCAGCCGAGGAAUUCAACAUAACCGGCACAUUUGUCUAUAAUAAGCCUGGCAGUACUAGGACCAUGAUCCAGGAGGUUUUGAUACAUGUGCGCAAUAUGACCAUUGAGAUGAGCACAGAUGGAACAGUAAAGGUGGACGAAGUUGUUGUUGUCGCAACAAUCGCACCACAAGACGUGGGACACGGUGUGAUGUUGUAUCUCGACCCAACAGACUUCCCGAGGACUGUCGUGGACUUGCGUGGUGUUUUGAAAGUUGAACUCACCACCCCUGUUGGCGCAUUAAAACGUAAAGGACAUAGAGCCAUCAUCAAUAUUCCAGAAACAUAUGGUGGCUAUCUGAAUGGGUUGUGUGGAAAUCUCAACGGCGAUGCCUCUGACGAUGAUAAUCCCUGUGAUGGAGGCCCACCUGCAGAUUGCUUUGUAGAUGACGACAGCUGCGCCUGAAACAGCCCCAUGAAAGAACACCAAGAACAAUGGAGGUUUACAGCCAAGAACUUAGAAAAUCUACUGGAAUUAUCAAGUUGGGUUUAAUUGUACUAUUUUAAUCAAUUGGAACUACAUGUUUUAGCAUAUGAAAUUAGGUAUCAUGCAUUCUUUUGUCUUAGAAUUGUCAGUGCUCUUUAUUUCAAGGACACUUAAAUACAUGGCCUGUAUUUUUUACUUUAAAAUGUCUGGAAUAACUAAUGAACUGUGGAUGUUAGAAUACUUAGUGCAAAGGCUAUCGCUGUAUUUUAAUUACGUAGGGAUCUUUUGAAGAACUUGUGAAGAACUUGACUAAUGCCCGACCCGUGGCUUCUAGGAAAUUGUUGUAUAUACCAUUACUGUAUUUUAAUUGUGCAGGUAAAAGGCACAUUGAUAUUCCAAAAGUGCUUAAAUUUCAUUAAUUUGGAACUGUGUGACAAAUCAGUGUGGGUAUCACACAUUUUUGUCAUUAACUUGUUUUUUUUUUCACCAAGGAUAUAAGGAAUAAUAUUGUAUAUUCACUACUAAAAGAAAAGAUAAAAGGAUUUUUAGCUAAUCCAAAGUAAACUAUUACCAAAGUUCUUUUGGAAAAUAAGUGGUAACUGGGGAUGUUAGAAUACUUGGUGCAAGGACUAUUUUAAUUGUAUUUUAAUUGGGUACUUUACAGAUACACUGACACAGAAAGGCUAUUGAAAAUUCAUUAGGAUUUUUUAUUCGUUGUAAAAAAUUCAUAUUAAUUAGGGGUUCUAUUUGCUUAAAUUUUGUGUUUUGGGACAUUUGAACUUCAGUAGCAAUCAAGGAAGAUAUACGUGUAAAAUUCAUAUUAAUUGGGGGCUCUUUUUACUUACAUUAAGCGUUUAGGGAUACAUCUAUGUACAUGUUAUAAUGUGGGAAGAUAUUCAAAUAUCAUGUUAAUUGGGGUAUUCUUUCAACUUCAAUUUUAAUCUGGGAAUUUAUUGUGAAAACAUGGAAAUAAA
Messenger RNA from Lingula anatina, 2245 nucleotides. RefSeq lists its product as uncharacterized. The record is from RefSeq and is a predicted model, not a curated record. Lineage: Eukaryota; Metazoa; Brachiopoda; Lingulata; Lingulida; Lingulidae.